AUGGCAACACAUAUAAAUAAGCUGACAGGUCAUCUUAAUCAAUCGAAGAAACUUAGCAGAACUCUUAUACUAUUUUUAUUUGGGCUCAGUGCCUUAGCAUAAGAUUGCUUGAACCCUGACUACUCUUUAAGUGACUGUUACGAAACUAAAGGCAAUACUAGAGCUGCUUAUCUAUUCUUUGAGGAACCAUAGAAAUGUGUAAAUGAGAGUUUUGAGAAGCUGAAGCCCAUAGAAGAUAUACCUUGCUAAUAUGAGUGUAAUAGCGGAGAAUAUCUGUUUGUGGAUACUUAAACUAGAGACUACAGCUGCAAGAAAUGCCCAAAGAACACUUAUUCAAAUGGAGGUGGCUACUCUAUUGAUGGCUACUUUGGAGAGUGGGAAACUGCACUUAAUCCCGAUUCUGAAAUGUCAAGAAAAACAUCAUUAAGCAGAAAUUGUUAUCAGUACUAUUGGUUCUCUUGGUUUUAAAAAGAUUGCGAGCCCUGCUCCACUACUCCAGGUGGCGCUUCUUUUACUUGUGGAGAAGCAUCUGUAAUGGAAACUUCUGUUGCAUUUGAAACUAUUUUGAAGGUAUAUUUUGUCAAGAAAGGUAAAAUUGAGUUCCAAUACACAAAGGAUUCUACUAAGGAGAGUGACGGCUGGAUUUCUGGUCUUUUCUAGUUUUUUAUUGAUGACAUUGCAGUCCUUGAAGACUAAAGUCUAAAUGAUGACCCCAGUGAAUGGAAGUCCUUCUCCUAUGAAGUAUAUCCAGGAAUGAAAGAGCUGACUUUCAUGUACUAAAAAUAUAAUAGUGACCAAAAUAAGGAUAUGAGACUAGAGUUGAAAUCAUUGAGAAUAACUGGAACUGAAUAUUCAGACUUGGAAUGCAGAUAAUGCUCAUUCGGGUAUAGUUUAGAAGGAAGUGAUAGAUGCUCUCUUUGUCCCAGUGACUAUUAUCUUAACCCAUUAAAUUCUGAGUGUAUGCAGUGUCCAGAUGGUACUCAUUCACAGGAAGGAAGUAUUGCGAAAUAGGCUUAAGAUGUAUGUAAGGUCAAGCGUGAUUGUUCUGAAGAUGAAAUACCAAAAACUUAUACCUAGUAGUGCUAUUAACAAGCCAUAGGCUCCUUCAUUAAGUACUAUAGAUAUAAUGAGGACAGCGCCCCAAUGGAAACUUGCUCAGUAAAGCAAGAUGUUGACUUUAUUAAAAAAUUUGAAGUGCCAUGUUUAAACUGCAUAAAUGGCUAGUUUUUGGAUCACAUGCAGGAUGAUGAAUAUAUGUGUAGAGAAUGCCCUGAAAAUUCUUUCAGCAACAAAGAGUCUAAAUAUUAAUGCAAGUAAUGCAAUGCUGGAAAGUACAUUCAAAGUGGAAUAUCAAUAACAAGAUUUGAAUAAUUCCCUUCUGAACAUGGAUUCAGCACAUUCUGCUUGAGUGGCAUUAGUAUGUCUUUCACUUAUUAUUAAUUACUAACCAUAGAUAAGGCAGCUGACAACUAUUGCUCAGAAUCAGAUGGUUUUAUGGCAGUCUAUAGUUAAGGUUUAGUAGCUGGAAGAAGGGAAAUCCCAGGCUCCACUCUUUAUCUUGUUUCGAAUCUGACUAUUUCGGAAGACAAUCAAAUGAAUGAAGCUACAUAUCGUAUUAACUUUGGAACAGUUAACUUCGAGUAUGAAAAGGACUCAGUUUCCUUGUAUCUUGACAACAAACUCUAGAUGGUCUAGAUGAAAACUGGACAGUUUGGUUUUGCAAUCGCUUUAACUGAAGGCAAGCAUCAAUUCAAAGUUUAUUAUAUCAAGCAAUCCAAAGAAUCAUAUGUGGUGAUUAAUUCAAUUGAGAUUGUUGGCUCUCAUUCAACUAAAAAAACCAAUUUAGCAUGCAUUGAUUGCCCGAUCGGAUACUAUUAAAAUGAAGUGGGAAAACAUGAAUGCUUGCCUUGCUAAAUGGGAUUUUAAUCAAAUGACGAUAAAACUGGAUGCCAGGUAUGCCCUGAUGGAUUUUACACUCCUUCUGCUGGAAGUCCCUGUCUGAAAUGCCCUAUAAAUACUUACCCUUCAGCUGACCAUAAGAAUUGCAUUGUUGAAAAUCACAUAGCGUUAAAGUCAUCAAAUGGACAUUCCUAUCUCUACCACUUUUCAUUCUUUGAUACCUACCUAAAUGAAAAUUCAUCCACUGCUCAUAACAGUUUAAACUAUAAGCUAUGCAAAUCCUAGGGUGGAUUUUGUCAGAAUAACUUCUUUGGUCCAUUGAUAACUGUGGUUGAAUAGAAUAACUCCUGGUACACUUAGAAUUUCUACAUAUCUCCAAAAGCACCAGCUAAUUUUUCCAAGAUCUACGAACUGGAAUUUGAACAGACUUAGGACGUGCUAUUCAAACCAAACUCCUUCAUACUUGGACUCUUUGAUGAAAAAUUAGUUUAGCAAUAUGUCCCACCUGCCACACAAGCUACUAGCAAUAAUGAUGCAGAGAUGUUCGGAAGGUGCAAAAAUAAUCUACAAGCAAAGAAUUAAAAGAUAAUCAAGUCUGUUGGUACAAGUAUAGCUGGCAUCAAUAUUCAUGAUAGCGGCUAUACGAUUCAGUACAGAGGAGGCGACAAGUGCUUCUUUAAGAAAAACUUGUAUGAUUUUUCAAGCGAAAUUAGAUACGUUUGCGAUCACUAUGAGCAAGAAGGUUGGCCACUACUUCUGACUAAAACGGAAGACAAUAAUGUUGAGGAGUCUGAUCCAUGCCAUCUUGUUUUUGAAUGGCGUACUAAGUUAGCCUGCAGACAUUGCUAGACUUACGAAGUGACUGAGGUUGAUGGAGCCUGCAUUUGGUAUCAGAGAGAGAUUAGCUAGAAUCCAGCUAAAACAUGUUCUAUCUAUUCUCAUUAAUUUGUGGACGACAUCCUCAAUUCAAAUCAAACUUUUAAUGAUGUAAAAAUUGAUAGAUCGCAGUUUGCAUACAGACGAUCUUACGUAGAUUCCUGUUCGCCGAUUGAGGACUUUAUGAGAAAUAAAACUGUAAUGAUGAUUAUUGUAGUGUUGUUCGUUGGCCUUUCACUGAUUUUUGUUUGCUGCUCUUUCGUAUUUUGCAGAUACAGACGCAUGAAGUACCAGUACUAUGAAAGAGUCAACUUGCUAAGAGGAGGUCCAGGAAAUAGAAAUACUGAGGAUAGAUCAAGAGAGUAUGGUGAAUCCAACUUUGGUGGAAAUGCAGCAUCAAACAAUGGUAAUAAUGCAGGCGCAAAUGCAGGAAAUGCCGCUGGAAAGAGAUAAAUCAUUUACAAGAUCAACGAUGAAGAUGAAUGA
Molecule: messenger RNA, 3261 nt
Organism: Stylonychia lemnae
Lineage: Eukaryota; Ciliophora; Spirotrichea; Sporadotrichida; Oxytrichidae
Source: the annotation of a GenBank genome assembly